AUGGCUUUUGACUGGCAACUGUACGAGGAUUUCUCUUGGAAGAUCUACAGCGGCUUGGCGGCUGUCGUCUGUCUCUGUGUCUAUGCGUUCCGUCGGUGGAAUGCCCCGACGUUCUAUCGGGGCACAGCGUCACUGACCGGCAAGACUGUGAUUGUGACGGGUUCCAACACUGGCAUAGGCUACGAGUCGGCGCUGAACUUCGCCCGGCGCGGCGGCCGGGUCAUUCUGGCCUGCCGCAACCGGGCCAAGGGCGAGGAGGCGGCCGCUAAGAUCAGGCAGCUCACGGGCAACGAGCAGGUGGUGUUCCGUCUGCUAGACAACGCCUGCCAGAAAUCCGUGCGAGAGUUCGCAAAGGUGAUACUCCGGGAAGAGGCGCGGCUCGAUAUACUGGUGCACAACGCCGGCGUGUCCCGUUGCCAUAGCAACGAGAAGACGGAAUCCGGGUACGACCUCCAGUUCGGCAUCAACCACCUCAACCCAUUCCUCUUGACCCAGCUCCUCUUGCCGCUGCUGCGGAAGACCGCGCCCAGCCGGGUCCUGGUGGUCUCCUCCGUCGCCCACAAGAUGGUCCAGAGGCUGUGCUACCUGAACACCAAGCAGGCCUGGGAGGAGACGAUCGCCUACAGCACCUGCAAGCUGUGCAACAUCCUCUUCGCUGCAGAGCUGGCCCGUCGGCUGAAGGGCACCGGCGUGACGGCUUACUCGCUCCACCCGGGCAUGGUCGACACGCGCAUCCUGCAUCCACGCUCCAGCAGGUUCCACGGAAGGCUGCUUCUCCUUUUUUGCCGAAACGUCUUGAGACCGUUCUGCAUUUCACUGGAGGCCAGCGUCCAGACGACUCUGUACUGUGCCCUGGAUCCGUCCGUUACGCAGCACUCGGGUCGCUAUUUUGCCGACUGUAGGCUGGCCAAGGAGAGCAAGCUGGCCCGGGAUGAGAAGAUCGCCUCGCAGCUGUGGGACCUAAGCUGCAAGCUGACGGGUACUGAGAACUACUGAUGUGCUGGUUGACGAGUGUGACUGGAAGUCAUUGGCAUCGUUGAUUUUGGAUCAAGGAAGGGCAUGCACUCUGCAGUUGAGAUUGAAAUGAAAAACAGAUGUCAUGUAGAAAUUUCAAUGUAGGCCUACAUUGUUGAACAUUUCACAGUUAUUUCUCCUGAUAAAAAUUGAGAGUGCACAGUUUCUUUCGUGCAUGCAGUAUUGGAUCUCUGUAGAUGGCAAGAAUGUAGAAUCUUCUAAUUGGUUGGGUCACGUGACCUCGCAUAUAUAUAUAUAUAUAUCCACAUUUUAGAGUACCCAUAAUUUCAUGAAUGCAUCAAAUUGAAGCCACAUUUACUUCCUGUCUCCGUUUCUCGUACAACUGUGAGAGUUCUAGUGCUGUAUCCAGAACACAACCCCGCUAAUGCCUAUAAUUUCGGAGGCGUUAGAGUGGUUGGAGUAUCUUUCAAGAAUUCGUUUGAGUUGGGUUCAACCUCGGUCCUUUACAUUUUAUACAUAUAUCCUCGGUUCUUUGAAAAUAUGCAGAGCAGCUGACAACCCACAGGUCAGGGUUACCUCAUAGAAGUUACUCGAACGCACCCAGUAAAAGUAACAGGAAACAUGCUUCUUUCUAGAAACGGCAAGAGAUUUCCUUAGCUGAACGGGGUCCAGUGUAUGUAAUUAAGCACAAUGAUCACACUCUUCGGAUUCGACUUAUCAGAAAGUCAACGCAACCUUUAUCGCAUAGUGUAAAGUUCCAGUCCAAUAUCACCGCACUGUAAUUACGCAAAUGGACAAUCUGAGUUGGGCAUGGCAGAUAACACAAUAGCACAGCAUGACUUCGAAACGACGACCUACCUAAGGCUGACUCUUUCUUUUGGAGGGGGAAGCAUCAACAUGCGGGCCAGUGUACCCAUCUAAUGUUGCAUCAACCAGUGUUAUUCGAGAAUUAAAGUUGGAAUACAUAUUUUCUUCAGGGACUUUUGAAGAAGAUAAGACAAGGCUCUUUCAUGACAGUUCUUAAACGAAGUCAUCAAAGAAAUUGAUCUUCAGAGGAAUAUUUAGAUAAUCUUUACUCUACCCCAAACCGUUUUGUAUAAGUGUACAUAAGAAAAAAUGGGUAUUUGAGAUAAAGGAAAAGCACUUUCCGUGGGUGAGAGUGUAAAUAAAUUUCAAAUCUGAGAUAAUUUCAGCAAA
This is a messenger RNA of Acanthaster planci (crown-of-thorns starfish), 2172 nucleotides long. Its product is annotated as retinol dehydrogenase 12-like. The record is from RefSeq and is a predicted model, not a curated record. NCBI's taxonomy places the organism in Eukaryota, Metazoa, Echinodermata, Asteroidea, Valvatida, Acanthasteridae.